AUGGAGCUCCCUGCGCUGGCUGGCACGGUCUUCGCGAUUGUUGUUAUCGGCUGCUACCUGCUCGAGUCUUUCUUCUUCCUCUCCAAAAAUCCGCAAGAGCCAGAGUACAUUAGGCCCCGCGUACCAUUGAUCGGCCAUCUUCUCGGUCUCAACAAGUAUGGCUCUGGCCACUACUUUACCAAAAUUGGAGCCGAUGCCAAGUCUAACAUCUUUUCUGCGCCCAUCUUCUCCUUCAAAUUCUACAUUUUCGCAGAACGCAAGUUCAUCUCGUCGAUCCAACGCAAUGCUAGGACAAUCUCUUUUGCGCCCUUUACAGCCAAGGCGUCACACAACUUUAGCGGUGCCGAUGAGAAGGCCACUAACUUGCAAGAUCACCUGGGAGGCGGCCCCGAGGCCAAAGAAUUUGAUCGAGUCCAGCGCACGACACUGGCAGCUGGUCCUGAACUUGAUGACAUGAGUCUUGUUGCAACUCAGGUGAAAAUUGAAAUUGUUGACAAGCUGGCUGCAGAUGCCCUCAAGUCACCCGAAACAGGCAUUCCGAUCGAUUUGUUUGCCUGGGUGAAGCACACCGUCGGGCUGUCGGCACCGGAAGGGAUGUUCGGUCCUUUGAAUCCUUUCAAGAACCCUGAUCAUGAAGCCGACUUCUGGACCUUUGCUGACAAGGCACACUUGCUUCUGCCUGGGGGCAUCAUUGCCGAUCUAUUUGCAAAAAAGGCAAUGCAAGCGAGGGAACGCAACGGUCUACGAUACGAAGAAUACGUUCGUCUCGGGGGCACGGAGACGGCAUCAGGUCUUAUCAAAGGCCGAUCACGUGUAAUGGUAGAGAAUGGAGUGUCUCCGCGUGAUAUUGGGCGUAUCAACGUUGGCUUCGAUAUCGCUAUGCUGGCCAACUACGUGCCAACAACCUGGUGGUCUGUCUUUGAGGUAUUCUCGCGCCUGUGGCUCGUAGAUGCAAUCCGCGAAGAAGUCCGCAAAGCCGUCAAAAAAGAUGAAAACGGGGAGUUCUGCAUGGACAUUUCCGUCCUCAAGUCCGCCUGUCCGCUUCUCCUCUCCUCAAUUCAGGAGGCGCAGCGCCUGCACACCAUCCACGCACACAUCCGUGAAGUUCUUCGCGACACGGCAAUCACAGUAGACGAUAAGACUCAGCUUCUCAAGAGCGGCAACUAUGUCCAGAUCAACGGCAUUCCCAUCCUCCGCAAUGAGGAAACAUGGGGCUCAGAUGCUACCUCCUUCGACGCCUAUCGAUUCAUCAAGAUGAAGAAGAAGCCCAAAACGCCAGGCGUAGCCGCGCCAGGAGACCUGGCACCUCACGUCUGUCCGGCACGAUGGCUUGCGACUGCCGGUACCAUGACGCUAAUUGCGUUGAUGACCUUGAAUCUCGACGUUGAGGUUGCGCCGGAAUUCAAGGGCGAAGGUCCAUCGGGGAGGGAGUGGAGAAUGCCCGAGAUUGAAGGGCUCUUUGUGGCUUUACAUUCUCCCGCUGAGCCGAUCCCCAUUACGGUACGGUCGAGGCAAGAAUUUGAAGGCAAGUGGAGGGUUGAGACUGGAACACCAGGGACAAGAUUACAGUUAUCAGUGGGUUAAAUAAGCUUUGAAACGUUGAGUCUCAAAGAAGAUUGAAAACAAGCAUAUGAUCAAGUCGC
This is a messenger RNA of Colletotrichum phormii, 1643 nucleotides long. RefSeq names its product cytochrome P450. The coding region runs from base 1 to 1584 and encodes 527 amino acids. Gene Ontology annotation, molecular function: iron ion binding; oxidoreductase activity, acting on paired donors, with incorporation or reduction of molecular oxygen; heme binding. The record is from RefSeq and is a predicted model, not a curated record. NCBI's taxonomy places the organism in Eukaryota, Fungi, Ascomycota, Sordariomycetes, Glomerellales, Glomerellaceae. The transcript has 3 exons.